AUGGGCGUCGGCUCGGCGUUCGGGCGCCAGCCAUCGUGGGCGCAGAUGAAGGAGCGCAUCCGGAUGGGCCUCAUCACUCCCACCUCGGUGCUCAUGUCGUCUGUCUCCCUCCCCACCACUCCCGCGGGCGGAGCCUUGGGCGACCCCUCGACCGGCAGCUACAUCCCACAGGGCACGGGCGUGGUGCGAGAGAACGGGUUCGUGGUCCAGUCGCCCUUCUUCGAGGUGUGCCCCAACUGCACCUCGACGGACAUCUCCUCCAACCGCGCGCGCGGCUUCUCUCGGUGUGAAAAGUGUUACUACACCGUGGACCCCACCAACCGGCCCAGCCGCAAGGAAAUGGAGAUGAUGGGCCGGGACAAGCAGGGCGAGCUCUACGUCGGCACGAAGCCGCUGCCGCAGCUGCUGCAGACCACCGUCUCGCACAAUGCCAGGAUCCUCGCCGGCGGCGGAGCGCAAACGGAGAUGAUGUACGAACUAUUCCACGCUUGUCAGAGCAACAACAUCAAGAAGAUCACCGAAAUCCUGGACCGAGGCAUCGACGUUAACUGCGUCGACUUUGACACUGGAUCGACGCCGCUGCACUGGGCGUGCGCCAAAUCGCAGCAGCACGCGAUCCGGUUGUUGGUGGAGCGCGGGGCCAACAUCAACGCCCAGAACAAGCGCGGCGUGACGCCGCUACACUCGCUCAUUCUCAACCGCAUCGAGCCCCUCGCCUUCUGGCUCAUCCGCAAGGGUGCGGACAUCAUGUUGACGGACAACGAGGGCCAGACGCCGGCCGAUCUUGCCCUCCCGUGGACGCAGCAGGAAAUGAAGGAGAUCUUCGCCGAGGUCAAGGCCGGCAAGGUUGUCCAAACGAACGAUCCGGCGCCGCGUGUCAUCCCCGCGGAGAAGCGACCCGAGACGCUUCCCGUCAAGCCCGAGCCUGUCAGCGUCGUCGAGCGGGAGGUGAUGAAGAUAUUCCUCAAGAACGAGGCCUACAAGAGCUUGGUCGUCACCUCCGACACCACGGCCAAGCAGAUAUGCGACCAGAUGGCCGAGAAGCUCAAUCUGGGCAAGGACUUCGGCAAAAACUUUGAUGUCACCGAACGCGUCAAGCGCGGCGAGCAGUACAUGGAGCGCCGAUUGGACGGCAAUGCCAACAUAUUCGAUCUCAAGUCCAAGUGGCCCCUGAUCUUCGGCGACUCGGGCAACGAAACGUCCCUCCACUGUCGGUUCAUUGUCAACGUGAAGCGCGGGUGCUCGGGCAGCAUCCAGGAGAAGUUCAGGGAGGCCAUCUACGGCGGCGCCACCAACUAG
This is a messenger RNA of Acanthamoeba castellanii str. Neff, 1299 nucleotides long. Its product is annotated as Ankyrin repeat containing Ras association (RalGDS/AF6) domain containing protein. Gene Ontology annotation, molecular function: protein binding. The transcript is spliced from 11 exons. Lineage: Eukaryota; Discosea; Longamoebia; Acanthamoebidae. Bases 1 to 1299 code for a protein of 432 amino acids. Gene Ontology annotation, biological process: signal transduction. The record is from RefSeq and is a predicted model, not a curated record.